Messenger RNA from Zophobas morio, 2052 nucleotides. Its product is annotated as alanine aminotransferase 1. Gene Ontology annotation, molecular function: L-alanine:2-oxoglutarate transaminase activity; pyridoxal phosphate binding. The record is from RefSeq and is a predicted model, not a curated record. Gene Ontology annotation, biological process: biosynthetic process. NCBI's taxonomy places the organism in Eukaryota, Metazoa, Arthropoda, Insecta, Coleoptera, Tenebrionidae. The transcript is spliced from 6 exons. The coding region runs from base 155 to 1762 and encodes 535 amino acids.
GUUGUCGUGUACUACACGUUGUUGCGCAGUGCCGUUUCGACUAACGAACUAUAAAAAUUGUCAUUUUAAUACAUUACAUAAUACUUCAAUAGCGUGGUAAUUAAACCCAUUGUUGUGCAGUUGUUGAAUCGUUGAUAAGAAAAUUCUACUCAAAAUGACGACGACCAGAUUAUUAUCACAAAUUAUAAGUCGUGGUUUGCCUGUGCGCCGCUCAAGCAGCCGUCUCGCGUCAGUCCGACGGAUCGAACCAGAAGCAGCUGUUAGAUUGCGUUCACAUGAUAAAGUUCUUGGUUUAAGGGCAAAUCGAAAAAUGUCGUCAGCGGUAAGCCCUUGUUUAACGCUGGAUAAUCUAAAUCCGCAAAUCAAAGUAAUGGAAUACGCGGUUCGAGGACCGCUAGUGAUCAGGGCGGGUGAAAUUGAAAAAGAACUAGAAAAGGGCGUGAAAAAGCCGUUUCCUGAAGUAAUAAAAGCCAACAUAGGCGAUUGUCACGCUAUGGGGCAGGUACCUAUCACUUUCAUUCGUCAAGUUUUGGCCCUUGUUAGCUACCCAGAACUUCUUAAUGACCCAAAAUUUCCUUCAGAUAUUAAAGAAAGAGCUAGAACUAUUUUGACAGGAUGUAGAGGAGGCUCUGUUGGUUCUUAUACUGAUUCCCCAGGAAUUGAAAUUAUUCGCAAACAUGUCGCACAAUACAUCGAACGACGUGACGGCGGAAUUCCAUGUGAUUGGCAGAAUAUUAUUUUAAGUGCAGGUGCAAGUGACGCCAUUAAGAAUGUUUUAAAACUAUUGAUAUGUAACGUUUCUGGAAAAAAACCAGGAGUCAUGAUUCCUAUCCCGCAGUACCCUCUUUAUUCAGCUUCACUAGCUGAAUUUAACAUCGAUCAAAUUGGCUAUUAUUUGGACGAGUCUAAGGAUUGGGGGUUAGACGUAUCCGAAUUGCAGCGAUCUAUUGAUGAAGCGAAAAAAGUAUCAUAUCCAAGAGCUCUUGUUGUUAUAAAUCCAGGUAACCCAACGGGACAAGUACUUUCCCGUGAAAACAUUGAAGAAAUUAUUAAAUUUGCUUAUAAGGAAAAAUUGUUCUUAUUUGCUGAUGAAGUGUAUCAAGACAACAUAUACGCCCCUGGCUCGAAGUUCUAUUCAUUUAAAAAGGUUUUGAUUGAAAUGGGUAAACCAUACAGCGACAUGGAAUUGGCAAGUUUUAUGUCUUGCUCGAAAGGUUACAUGGGAGAAUGUGGUCUUAGAGGUGGUUAUGCAGAGGUUAUUAAUAUGUGCCCACAAGUCAAAGCUAUGUAUUUGAAAGCCAUUAGCGCCAUGUUGUGUCCUACAGUUUUAGGUCAGGCGACUCUCGAUUGUAUUGUAAAUCCACCGCAUGAAGGAGAACCUAGUUAUGAGCAAUAUAUAGCAGAGAAAAAAGCCGUUCUUGAAUCGUUAAGAUUGAGAGCCACAAUGGUUGCAGACACCUUUAAUUCUUUUGAGGGAUUUAGCUGCAACCCAGUACAAGGUGCUAUGUAUGCCUUCCCACAAAUCAAACUCCCUACAAAAGCGAUUGAGGAAGCGAAAAAACAAAACAAGGCAGCUGACGUAUUUUACGCUUUUGAGUUACUGGAAAAUACAGGUAUAUGUAUAGUUCCUGGAACUGGUUUUGGUCAAAAACCAGGAACAUAUCAUUUUCGUACCACAAUUUUGCCACAGCCUGAAAAGUUGAAAGUAAUGUUGGACAGAUUUAAAGAAUUUCACGAACAAUUUCUAAAGAAGUAUAGUUAAAUUAUACAAAUUAAAAUAAGACAAAAUGCAAAAUUGUUGUUAAUUGUGUUAUUGUUAUUUACAUAAAUACAUAAUUUGUUUUUAUAUAAUAUAGUGGUUGGUUGUAGAUGAUUUUCAUCUUUUUUUUUUGUAAAUUUGAGGCCGCAGUUAUGUUUAUAAACAAAAAAUGUGUUCACAUGUGGUCAGAUACCUACCUUUGUGUACCUAGUAAUGAAUAUUAUACCUAUAUUUGUAGUAGCAUUGUUAAAUAUAGGCCAUUUUAAUAAAAUCUAAUCCAAAUAUGCCAAACA